CAUACACAGAGAGAAAGGGGGAGAUAGAGUUGGCAGCCAUAGCCAUGGGUGUGGAUUACUACAAGGUUCUCCAGGUAGACCGCAACGCAAAAGACGAUGACUUGAAAAGAGCCUACCGGAAACUGGCUAUGAAAUGGCACCCUGAUAAGAAUCCUCACAACAAGAAAGAAGCAGAAGCCAAAUUUAAAACGAUCUCUGAAGCCUACGAUGUUUUGAGUGAUCCACAGAAGCGAGCCAUUUAUGAUCAGUAUGGCGAGGAGGGUUUGAAGGGGCAGGUGCCGCCACCAGGUAGUUAUGGUGGGUUUUCCGGCGAAGGUGGCUCUACAACAUUUAGGUUUAAUUCUCGCAAUGCAAAUGACAUAUUUAGAGAGUUUUUUGGGCAUUCUAACCCAUUUUCACAGAGUACGCUCAAUGAGGAUGUAUUAUCUGAGUUGAGAGCCAUUGGUGGUACUUUGCCACCUAGGAAAGCACCUUCAAUUGAACGCAUAUUAUCAUGUAGCUUGGAGGAUUUGUAUAAAGGAACCACAAGGAAGAUGAAGAUUUCAAGGGAUGUUACUGAUGCAAAUGGGAAAUUGACGACAGUUGAAGAGAUUCUUACCAUAAAUAUCAAACCGGGGUGGAAAAAGGGAACAAAAAUAACGUUCCCAGAGAAAGGAAACGAACACCAAAGCAUCAUUCCCGCAGAUCUUGUGUUCAUAAUUGACGAGAAACCACAUCCUGCGUUCAAAAGAGAGGGUAACGAUCUUGUUUUCACCCAAAAGAUAUCCCUAGUUGACGCUCUAACUGCCAGCGGUUACAGCGUCCAAGUGUCAACGCUGGAUGGACGAAGCUUAACUAUUCCCAUCAACUCUAUAAUCAGCCCAACUUAUGAAGAAGUGUUGAAAGGAGAAGGAAUGCCUAUACCAAGAGAUCCAACAAGAAAAGGGAACCUAAGGGUGAAGUUCAACAUCAAGUUCCCUACAAGACUUACCUCAGACCAGAAAACCGGCAUCAAGCGUUUAUUGUCGUCUUGA
This is a messenger RNA of Cynara cardunculus var. scolymus (artichoke), 1013 nucleotides long. Its product is annotated as dnaJ homolog subfamily B member 13-like. Lineage: Eukaryota; Viridiplantae; Streptophyta; Magnoliopsida; Asterales; Asteraceae. The transcript is spliced from 3 exons. Gene Ontology annotation, cellular component: cytosol. The record is from RefSeq and is a predicted model, not a curated record. Bases 45 to 1013 code for a protein of 322 amino acids. Gene Ontology annotation, molecular function: protein-folding chaperone binding.